Molecule: messenger RNA, 3760 nt
Organism: Cryptotermes secundus
Lineage: Eukaryota; Metazoa; Arthropoda; Insecta; Blattodea; Kalotermitidae
Product: zinc finger protein 271
Exons: 8
Coding region: 402-2603 (733 amino acids)
Cellular component (GO): nucleus
Molecular function (GO): zinc ion binding
Source: RefSeq, a predicted model, not a curated record
ACUGUUGUGAAAAGUUGAUUUCAAUUUUACAACCUCUUUGGCAUGCGGUCGUGACUUCAAAUUGAGUUUGUUGCUGUUAUGUAGCUAGUAUUUCCAGUGCCGUUAACUUUCGUAUGUUUGUUGGCAAGUAUUUAGCAAGAUUUCAUAGCAGUGUAUUUAUUCAACACUGGGGCACUGUUAUGUACUGGACGUAGUUACAAGUUUCAGUACUUCAAAGAGAGCCUUACGAUUUUAUCUAAGUUACCAGUAGAAGUCAACUUACAGUAAUACCCACGAAGUCAGAAAUGUUUGAGAGAUAUGUUACUGUUCGGUUCGUAAAGUUUAAGAGUGGGAUAGGUUAAAUGUUGUUAUUUACGACAUGAGAAUUGCAGACAGUCUUUAUUCUUGAUAUUAUAUCAGAAAUGGCAGUGGAUUUGGGAAGUGCAUUACCAACUGUUUAUGCCACUGUAUCUGCUGAAGCCAGUGUCAGUUCCUUCUGUCGAAUAUGUGCAACCACAGGUUCUCGUCACUUAUUCUCAAUCUUCAGUCCAGAAGGUGAAUUGUGGGAUAUAGCAGAGAAGAUUGGACGUUGUCUACCCAUCAUUGUACUUCCAACAGAUACCUUGCCUUUAAACAUCUGUUUCCAAUGUUUGAUAAAACUGAAUACAAGCUAUGAGCUGGUGAUUAUGGCCCUUAACUCUGAAGCUAAACUUAAAGCUAAAUUUGAUUUCGCUGAAGACCCUUCACUGCAACCAGAGUCUCAUGAAGGUGACCGUAUAACUGGAGUGUUUGUGAAGCAAGAAGAGCCAGUCACUAAAGUGAAACAAGAGCUAUCAAACAGCAUAGAGGACUUACCAGCUGCAUUUGAAUGUGAAGUUGUGAUAUCUGAGGAAACUGAAAGUAGUGAAAAAUUGGAAGUGGAUUCUAUAUUGAAAGAGACUGAUACAUUUGAGGAGCAAAAUAAAAUUCCUCAAGAUACAAAUGAAAUUGAAGAACUGAGAGAACAUGAAGUACAAAGCUAUAACUGCAGAGUAGAGGUUGAUAUCCAAGGAAAUGACAUAGAAUCACAUAAAAGCAAUCUAAUUGAGGCCAGUGAUGUCCAGCUGAUGUCUGAGAAAGUACCAUCAUUGACCAUAUAUGGACCUGCAGUAUGUGACCUAUGUAAUGUGAGAUUCACUGAUAUGGAUGAAUUUGACAAUCAUGUUGCAGGGCAGCAUCUUAAGAAACAUAAGUGGCAAUGCCACUGUUGUGAUGAUAGCUUUGAGCAUUCACAAGAUCUUGUGCACCAUAAGGCAGUGAUCCAUGGUGAAGAACCAAUCUCUUGUGGACAUUGCCAAAAUAAUGAAGUGAAGAAUGAAAAUAAUGCAAAUGAAGGGACUGAAGAAGAGUGGCUUGAUGAAAGUGGAAGUCAUACCAACAACAAUAAUAGAGAUAAUUUAGAAUUUUACUGUGAGCUCUGUGAUAGGAAUUUCUGUGAUGAAACCAAAUUGAAGGAUCAUUACCUGGUUCACUCAUCACACUCAUUGGUAUGCAGUAAAUGUGGCCUCAGGUGCAGCUCAUCACAUGAUUUGUGUAUUCAUAAGAGGAGCCACUUGAGAAAUGUUACAGAGAGAAGAUACACAUGUGAGAUCUGUAGGAAGACUUUUGUGGAACGUGUUAUGUACAUCAUUCAUCGCCGACACUGUGGCAGCAAGCAGUACACAUGUAAUUUAUGUGACCGCACCUUCUGGCAUGAAUACAGCCUUCAACUACAUAUGAAAGUCCACAACCAAGAGCAGAAAGAAUAUGAAUGUGACUGUGGACAGAAGUUUGAUAAGUAUAGCAUGUUCCAAGCUCACAAGAAGACGCAUGAGAAACCAGCUACAAUGAAAUGUGUCACAUGUCAGAAGGUGUUUACAAAUGAGACUUUCUACAAGAGGCACAGAUACAUACAUGAUCCAGAAUAUUGGGACCGUUUCAAGUGCCAGACCUGCCAGCGUCCAUUCAGAGAUGCUCAUGCAUUGAAGAACCAUAUGCAACUACACGCUGGCAUAAAACCUCAUAUGUGUGAUCUUUGUGGUCGUACGUACAACAGGUUUGCCAAUAUGCUGAAGCAUCGCAAACUUCAUAAGCCUCAGAAUCUUUGGGAACAUAAUUGCAAUCAGUGUGAGGCAAAAUUUGAGCGUUUGAAGGACCUAAUGUCUCAUAUGGAGCAGGCACACAUGCUUGGUGGCCCAACGGAAGAUGCAGAAGGAAAGAAGUCAUCUGUAAAGUGGAUAUGUCGUUUCUGUGGAAAGCGUAUCUCUACAAAGCUUAGUCUUCAGGACCAUGAACGUAUUCAUACCGGUGCCAAACCUUAUAUUUGUGAAUGGUGUGGACGCAAAUUCCGUUCCCGUCCAAACCUCUUGCAACAUCAUCUCACCCACACAGGUGAUCGGAAACAUGCUUGUGCAGUAUGUGGUAAAAAAUUUGCACGUAAAUCGUUCAUUGCUCAGCAUAUGAGGGUGCAUACUGGUGAAAAACCAUUUGCAUGUGAUUUCUGUGGCAAACGUUUCACACAGGCUGGAGAUAUGAGAAGACAUUGUGGUCGCCAUAUCAAACAACAGAAAGAACCAAUAGCAUUAUUUGUACAAAUCCAACAGUAAUGAAGCUGUAUUAUAAUUCAAAUUCUAUCAUAGGUUUUACUUCUGAAGUACGGUAUGGCUCAGUAUGAAAGAGCCCAAAAUAAUUUAAUACCUCUAAAAAUUAUUUUUACUCCAGAAAAAUGACACGACAUACUCCAGACAAGUGUUAUUUUCUUACUGACUUCUCGAUAUGAAAUUGUGAAAAUGUUUUCCUCUAGAAGUUUCCAUAUGUAGGUAUCUGGUGGUGUGAAAUCUGGAGACUGCUAAUGACAGAGAUUUUUUUUUCUGGAAAUGAGGGCCUAUAAGAAAACUUGCAUCAUCAUCUGUGACCUUUUCUGUGUUCACAGAAAAAAAAAGUGACACAGCAAAUUAUUUUCAUAUAUAUUUACUGUACUUUCCCAGCCACUUAAACAAAGAGUGGAGGCAAGGAAACUAAAAAGUCCAGCAAAACGCAUCUUACACAUGUGCAUUAAGUAGUGCUGUAGCCUUUUGAACUAUAUUGUAUUGUACUGUAUAUGUUUGAAACAGGGUUGUGGCAUGAAAAGGCACUGUAGUCAUUACACUUAGCAGUGUAAGGAACAGGUCACAUUAUUUGUAGAAACCUAGUUUUAAUGAUGUCUGUUACUUGCUGUAAUAUCUGUUUGUCAAAAGCAAAAUUGAAUUUUGUUUUUACUAUGUGUACUGUCUCUAUACUUUCUUUGUUCAUCUAGGUAGACAUCGGGGAUAAGUUGACAAUCAUCACUAACUUAUGGUAUUCAACACUCUGUUGCCUUUAAUAUUUUUAAAUAAGUGUUAAGAUUUAUGUUUUAUUUUAAAAGGUUUGCUACAUAUGUAAUGUGUACAUCAUUGCCUUUUGGGACUUUUAAAGUGAUUUAACAGCCUGAUCUUUGUCCAGUUUAAAUAUUGGUGAUGCCCUUCCAUAAUCCUAUGUUUGGAGCACUGCUGUCUUAUUUUUAUCAUAAUUCUACUGUGUUGUGCUUAUUAUUCCAGUUUCAUUGUUUCAUUAUUCUCUUCCUAGUAGUGCAUGAGGUGGAUUACACUGUAUGGAGAGAGAAACAGGCUGUGAAGAAGUGAAAAUUUUACUGGCUUAGGAUAAGGUCCAAUGCAGGCUUUGGUGGUGAACUGUUCGAUAACAAAAAUUUAUUGAUCCGUUUAAUAACACUCAGUUUUUGGAUAAA